This is a messenger RNA of Rosa chinensis, 817 nucleotides long. RefSeq names its product peroxisomal (S)-2-hydroxy-acid oxidase GLO3-like. Gene Ontology annotation, molecular function: oxidoreductase activity. NCBI's taxonomy places the organism in Eukaryota, Viridiplantae, Streptophyta, Magnoliopsida, Rosales, Rosaceae. The record is from RefSeq and is a predicted model, not a curated record. The transcript has 9 exons. The coding region runs from base 1 to 780 and encodes 259 amino acids.
AUGAGGGAAAUCAAGGUCCAGAAGCUCGUCUUCAACAUCUCCGUCGGCGAGAGCGGCGAUUGUCUCACCAAGGCCGCCAAGGUCUUUGGAGCAACUCAGUGGCCAGACCCCUGUUUUCUCCAAAGCUCGGAGAAUGUGAAGUUUGCUACUGAAUGGGUGAAGGGGAAGCAAAUGGAGGAGGUCCUAACUAUUAAGAACACACACUGUCCAUUGGCUAAUUCCAGCAUUGAAGAAGUUGCCUCAACAGGACCUGCCUUACCAAUUAAUAUUGUGCUUAUUGUUCAAGUGUUCAAAGACAGGAAUCUGGUUACACGGCUUAUCAGAAGGGCUAAGAGGGCUGGUUACAAGGAAAUAGUCCUCACUGCUGACACUCCAAGGCUCGGGCGCAGGGACGCUGAUAUCAAGAACAGGUUUACUAUGCCACCAAGUUUGACAUUGAAAAACUUCGAAAAUUUGGAUCUUGGAAAGAUUGAUGAGACCAAUGAUUCUGGAUUAGCAUCAUAUGUUGCUGGACUAUUUGCCCGCUCUCUCAGCUGGAAGGGAUCUGUCAUUCGCUUUUCAGUAUUAAAAGCACCUGGCAUGGAUGUACUGAGGAUUUCUAUGAGUCCACCACAAGAAAUAGCAGAUGGAGUUUCAAUAUGGGAAUGGUCUGGUGCUGCCUUAGAUGAGGGAGCUGAUGCAUCAAAAUGGUUUUCGGACUAUCUUGGGAAACCUAAUCGACUUGUUCGCUUUAAUGCAGGUACAGUUUCAUGUGGUACUUUCAAAAGAGUCAGGCACUGAUUACUGAGAAUAUUUCUGACAGUGGUGGUAUAAAUUA